Microthlaspi erraticum is the source of this 342-nucleotide messenger RNA. The record is from the annotation of a GenBank genome assembly. Lineage: Eukaryota; Viridiplantae; Streptophyta; Magnoliopsida; Brassicales; Brassicaceae.
AUGCCACCUAACGCCAAUGCUCUUCCUCUAAGCUCAACACCAAAACAAGACUCCCAACCGCAUCCACAUUUCCGUUAUUCUCUUCCAGGUCCAUCUCCAUCGGCUCCAAGCUCUUGCUGCCGGCUUCCCGGCUGCGGGCUUCCCGGUCUCACUGUGCUAUCUUCUGUUUUGUCUGAGGACAGAGCUACUGGGGUUAGUGGCUCUGGGACAGAUGCUUUCAAGCUGACAUACUUGGAGGUGGGGUGUUGUUUUCAGGGAUCUUUGUCUACUUGGCAAAACAUUUGUGGGUUCCAAAAGAAAAUGUUGAACACUUGGUAUUCUAGUUUUCAAUAUGAUUUUUAG